Cucumis sativus (cucumber) is the source of this 981-nucleotide messenger RNA. RefSeq names its product cytochrome P450 81Q32-like. Bases 1 to 981 code for a protein of 326 amino acids. Gene Ontology annotation, molecular function: heme binding; oxidoreductase activity, acting on paired donors, with incorporation or reduction of molecular oxygen; monooxygenase activity. Lineage: Eukaryota; Viridiplantae; Streptophyta; Magnoliopsida; Cucurbitales; Cucurbitaceae. The record is from RefSeq and is a predicted model, not a curated record. The transcript is spliced from 3 exons.
AUGUUCUUGAAAAUUCGAGAAGAUGAAGUCAAGUGUUUGCUAAGUAAGUUACAUGGUAAUCAUUGUAAGUUGGAAGAUGAUGGGUUUAGAGUAGUGGAAAUGGGACCAUUGUUGAAAGAUCUUACGUUGAAUAUUGUUAUGAGAAUGGUGAGUGGAAAAGUGUUUUAUGAAGAAGAUUCUAACAAGUUCAGAGAAAUUGUGACAAAAAUUAUGGAACAUGGUGGAGCAAGUAGUCCCGAAGAUUUCAUACCUUUAUGGAAUUGGAUUGAUCCAACUGGUUUUAUGAAGAAGGUGAAGAAGCUUGGAAAGACAUCAGAUGAAUUUCUUCAACUGAUGUUGAAACCUGAAUUUUACAAUGAUCAUGCUUUCAAAGUACUCAAUCAAGAUAUAAUAUUAGCAGGAAUUGACACGUCAACUGUGACUUUGGAGUGGGCAUUAUCUCAAUUGCUAAACAAUCCAGAGAUAUUAAAGAAAUCAAAAGAAGAGAUAGAUUGUUUGAUUGGGCGUGAACGUCUAGUUAGUGAAGCAGAUCUACCAAAUUUGAGUUACCUUCAAGGAAUAAUCUUCGAUACUUUACCACUUCAUCCACCUGCUCCUCUUCUCGUGCCACAUUGUGCAUUAUUUGAAGAGUGCAAAAUAAAAGGAUACGAUACUCCACGUGAUACAAUUGUAUUGAUCCAUGCUUGGGCUAUCCAUAGAGAUUCAAGUCUUUGGGAAAAUGUCACUAAGUUUAAGCCUGAAAGACAUACAAGUGUGAUUGAAGGUGAGUUAUAUAAAUUAAUACCAUUUGGAGUGGGAAGGAGAGCAUGUCCUGGUGUAGGAAUGGCACAACGAGUGGUUGGCUUAGCUUUAGCAUCAUUGAUACAAAGCUUUGAAUGGAAAAGUCACUCAUUAAUUGACAUGAGUGAAAGUAAAGGACUCACAAUGCCCAAAGCUCAACCAUGGGUCGCUCACUGUAAACCGUGUCCUUUUCAUAUAUAG